Ixodes scapularis (black-legged tick) is the source of this 2232-nucleotide messenger RNA. RefSeq lists its product as uncharacterized. The coding region runs from base 250 to 1758 and encodes 502 amino acids. The transcript has 4 exons. The record is from RefSeq and is a predicted model, not a curated record. Lineage: Eukaryota; Metazoa; Arthropoda; Arachnida; Ixodida; Ixodidae.
GACCGGGGUGCUACCACCAGUGUCAUCGGUGACAUCACUCAAGCCAAAGCGUACAAGAAUCUGCAGUCAUCGGGGACCCUGGGGGACAGUGACCUCACGUUGACAGUGAACACUGAUGGAAGCCCCGUAUUUACAUCUUCCGGUGCAUCCGUCUGGCCCAUUCAGUUCACUGUCAACGAGUUGCCAGUGCCUCAACGAUUCCAGGUUUCAGUGCUUGCUGGACUUUGGUUUGGGAAGGGACACCCCAACAUGACUUUGUUUUUUGGAAAGUUUGUAGAGGGUGUCAAGAGCAUGCAACCCGUCCCCUGGCAGCAUGAAGGCACACAGCACUCGUCUAGAGCGUACAUCUUGUGCUGCUGCGUGGAUGCCCCCGCACGCGCAUCUGUGCAGAAUAUGGUACUGUUCAACGGGUACUACGGGUGCCCAUGGUGCCUAAUCAAGGGAGAUUACGUUGAUGGGAGCCUCAGAUUCCUCUCCUUUGAGGAUGCACGUGGGAGGACGUCAGCAGGUGUCCUACGGGACAUGAAGGUGGCCCUGGAGUCCUCCUUGGUCAUCAACGGCUACAAGGGUCCGUCUCCAGCCGUGAGCCUUCCAGACUUUGACCUGGUGUGGGGGUUCACGGUGGAGUACAUGCAUGCUGUACUCCUGGGCGUCAUUCGCCAGAUCACGGAGAUGCUGCUGUCGUCUGUAAACUCCAACGAGCGGUUCUACAUAGGCAGCCCCUCCUCUGUUGCUGCACUAGACAGGCGCCUGCUUUCCAUCACGCCUCCCCACUGUGUCACAAGGCUGCCAAGGUCCCUGGCAACUCGCACCAACUGGAAGGCGUCCGAGUGGAGGCAUUGGCUCCUUUACUACUGUCUCCCAUGUACACUUGGGAUCCUUCAUCCAAGGUACUGGAGGCACCUGGCCAAGCUUGUUGAAGGAGUGCACCUUCUCCUGAGAGAGGAGCUCACUUCGUCCUCAAUUGACCGUGCAGAUGCUCUACUGCGGACCUUUGUAGCCUCCACAGCGACACUGUACAAGGAUCAAGCCAUGACGUUCAACAUUCACCAGAUGCUCCACCUGGCAGAGGCGGCUCGGCAGAUGGGGCCGCUCUGGGGCCACUCUGCCUUUGUAUUUGAAAGUGGAAAUGGCCGCCUAGUAAAGCUUGUCACUGGCGCCAACGCAGUCCCCAGUCAGAUUGUGGAAAGGGUGUUCAUGGCACAACAGUUAGAUUCUUUCCUGGCCUCACCACUCGUGCCUGAUAGCGGCAAAGACGUGUGCCACAGAAUGCUGGGCUAUCCCAAGCUGGUCAACUUCGUUUCCAUAGGUGAUGUUGGCUUGCUUGGGUGCCCUAAAAAACUCGUCUUGUCUCCAGAAAUCAGGAUGGCACUUGCAGAGUAUGUUGAAGAGUGCCCUGCCCUUGCUGCCGAGUACCAGAGAUUUGUCCUCAAAGGGCAAAUCUUUCGCAGCAGGGCAAACAAAAAACUUCUGAAGUCUGACUCAUCUGUUAUCCAGACACAUGGCCUAGACUAUCGGGUUAUUCGAAAGAUCCUGUGUGUAAGUUCGAAAGUAUUCCUUGUUUGCGACGACAUCGUGAUCAACGAAAGCCAACUCCUUCCGCACCACAUUAAGGAAUGCUUUAUAUCUAGGGUGGGUGCGGUACGUGUUGUUGAGCCAUCGGAUCUCAAGGCAUCUUGCCUUUUCUUCCAGUUUCGGAACCAAGGUGCAAGCGUGUCGUAUGUUUGCGACCUGGCGAACAGCAUUGAACGGGAUUGAAGCAAGCUUGCUUCACCUCUGUAUAGUUGCAGACUGAUUUUUCGGACUCGAAAGGAUUCCCCUAAAAAUGUCAGAAUAACCAAGCAGUUUGAAAAAUUUAUGUCAGCCUACAUUUGAAGAUUCCAUGUAACCGCCAUUCGGUAUCGAUGGCAACAAGCAAAAAGUUUGACGGCGUCCGCGAUUUCUGUCAAUGUUAUAUAUUAGCUGCAUGGGGUGAGUGACGUCGUGUAAAAACAUCUGUGAUUGGGCACGUUCCCAAUUUCUACGUCCGAAAUGUAUAUUUACCUAAUUUACUUUCUGUAUAGUGAUGCCUAUGUGGGUACCAUUUUGAUUUACAGUAUCUGAUAUUUUUGUAUGAGACUCUUGGAUCUUAUCACGCUGUUACUGCUCCGCCAUAUCCAGCCUUGUAAUUAAAGCUGUGGUGGCUAACAGUAUGCAUGGUGUAUGUAAAUAUUGCAAAGAAUGUUUAUUUGA